Salvelinus sp. IW2-2015 is the source of this 2408-nucleotide messenger RNA. RefSeq names its product AT-rich interactive domain-containing protein 5B. Gene Ontology annotation, cellular component: nucleus. The record is from RefSeq and is a predicted model, not a curated record. NCBI's taxonomy places the organism in Eukaryota, Metazoa, Chordata, Actinopteri, Salmoniformes, Salmonidae. Gene Ontology annotation, biological process: regulation of transcription by RNA polymerase II. Gene Ontology annotation, molecular function: transcription cis-regulatory region binding.
CCGAAAUGAUAUUCAGGUGCCAUAACAGGUGUGUUUUAGUAUUUAUGUGUGACAGGGAGAGGUGACAAUACUGGCUUGACUGUGGAGAGCGGGAGGAGACAUACAGAGACAGGAGCUGAGUCUGUAUUGUAGCUACCUCUCUGGAGAUAUAAACCCUGAUCUAUAGAGCCUGUGGAUUCGCUGUAGCCUGGUGCAGAGGCCUGAGACUGAGACCCAUCCAUCUCCAUUCUGUCUCUGAAAUCACAGGCAGAAAAAAAUGGCCCAUGGAAAGAACCAGGAUGAGAGACCCUCAGAACAGGGCGAAGAGAUGGAAGAGGAGACCUUUCUCAAAGACCUCCAUCUGUACAUGAAGAAGAGAAAUACACCCAUAGAGAAAAUACCACACCUGGGCUUCAAACAGAUCGGUCUGUUCAUGAUGUACAAGACUGUGAAAAGCUUGGGUGGCUACCACCAGGUGACGGCCCAGCAGAUGUGGAAGCAAGUAUACAACACCCUGGGAGGAAACCCCAGAAGUACCAGUGCAGCCACCUGCACCCGUAGACACUACGAGAAGCUGCUUCUGCCAUAUGAGUGUCAUGUAAGAGGAGAAGACUACAUGGAGGUACUGCCACAAUGCCAGCAGAAGCGUUUACAUUACAGUAGGCUCAGUGAGCAGGACGAGUGCCCCAGGACAGCCAAGCGUAGCAUGACGUACGGAGCUCUACAGACAUCCCUGCACCAGAACCCCCAUAACUUUCUGACAGACUCCAGAGUGAGGAUCAUCCCUAUGCCUGUGCACUACCGUCAGUACUACCACCACCCCGUCCACCCCGUCCACCCAGAUCUGCUCCCCUAUGUCCACCCACCUCUGACCCCCAGCAGCCACCCCAGCAGCCUCCCCUCCCCUCAAGGACAGACAGAGAGGGCCAAGCAGCCUCUGGAGCGCCUACGCUUCCUGGCCAACCAGUACAAGGACUCCUCAGGCUGGACUGAGCCACUCAACCUCAGUCACAAGAAGGCUGGUCAGGAGUCAGGCGGUCACCCUGCUUCAUCCUUCGCCCCUCCUCCCUCCAACAUCUCCCCAAGGUUCUUGAAUACGGUCUCACCUCUGUACCCCGCCAAGGGGCUGGUUAAAGAUGAGGGCUGUGAGACGCCGGAGGGGGAGGUGCCCCUGGGGAAAACCCACCUCUACCCCUUGGCGACCAGAGACGACUACGUCAUCAACCUCACUUCCUCCUCCUCUGGCGGUUCCUCCCGCAGCCCGACCUCAGCCUCCAGCAAAUGCAUGAAGAAAGAGUCCCCCGUCCCCUCUCCGCUGCAGAGUUGCAGGGAUAGUGCCCCCUCCAUGGUUCACGUCCCCAAACUCCCAAAGAGAGAGUGCCCAGAUUGGCCCAGGGGGGAGUGGAGAGGGGAAAGCCCCAAGCACAGUCCAGGGCCUCUCAAUUUUAGUCACGCUCUGCGCAGUACCCCCAGAGGGACAGAGGGAAGGAUGGAGAUGCAGAUCCCGCUGGCGAUGCUCCAUGACUGGGUAAAAGGAGUUCUGCUGUGUGGGCCUGCUGGCACCCAGCCUGGGGAUCUAUCACUGCAGGGUCCAACCAUGGGCCAGACCCCAGGCUCAGAGCCCAGGGAGAGGGAAAGGGCACAGGCCUGGUCUGACACCUCUCCCACCAUUGCUACCCAUGCUGACCAGGUCUUCCACAACCAUCACAAAGACCAGGACAGGGGUUCUGGGGAUCUGAGAGAGAGGAGUCUGGAGAGGCACAGGAACCUGCCUAGGCCCACCACCACCACCUCCCCUAGUACCAGUCACUGCCGCCCCAUGGCGCCCUACCAGUUCUCCAGCUACAAGCCUCAGCCAUCAGGGAGCAUCGUCCGUAACCCGGACAGCUGGAAAUCGGAUCCCCGGGAGGACACCAGGAGGCCCUACCACCCAAAACUCAUAUACCCCCAGGAUCUAUGGGAUAGAGCCCAGCCAAUCCCCUUAAAGAUCCACCCCAGCAGCCAGGCUCUGGAGCAGGAUAGUGUAGGCCACACAUCCCCGGGCUAUUGUCCAGGCACAUCACUGGGAAGGGUGGAGAAAUCUUAUAUGGCUCUGAUGGUGAACCCCUCAUUUCCCUCUCUGGUGCCACUGACACCUGAGGAGUUAAUGAAGUUAAAGAGGCUCAUCUCAAGCUCCUCAUGAACAGAAUGGAACAGCAGGACAACAACCUGCUAAUUAAUAUAAAAUAUGAUGCACUCUGGAUGAAAAGCUGUUACAUGUCAACACUGUCAUUGGACAAUUAAAAAGCCCUCAGUACUGUUCAAAAUCAAGAGACAUGUAGCACUACUGUUGACUAUCUUUUUAAGUACUUUCAGAAUAUGAAUUUAGUCUUUUAAUCUUCGGUAUUUUUAUCAUUUGAAGCUUGCUAACAAUUUAUUGUGCACUGGAG